Molecule: messenger RNA, 4988 nt
Organism: Pongo pygmaeus (Bornean orangutan)
Lineage: Eukaryota; Metazoa; Chordata; Mammalia; Primates; Hominidae
Product: PI-PLC X domain-containing protein 1
Exons: 7
Coding region: 361-1332 (323 amino acids)
Biological process (GO): lipid metabolic process
Molecular function (GO): phosphoric diester hydrolase activity
Source: RefSeq, a predicted model, not a curated record
GCUCUGGGGACCCUCCGUCCGUCCCGCCCUCCCAGUCCCGGCAGCAGGGAAGACCUGAGCUCAUCUAGCUGGUGUUGGCUUAGGGUCUGGGAGGAAGGGCUUCUGGGAAGAUGUAAAUAAGAACAAAAUCUGCAGCCACCUGGGAAGCCUGACCUCAGUGUGGAAGAGAAGGCAGCAGGGUUAUUACAGAACCUCGUGAAACCAACGCGGGCAGCCGCCAGGAGCUGCAGACCCAGAGGAUCUCCUCCUUUCUUGCGGCCCAGGGAGACCAGGGCCUUUCAUUCUGGGCUCAAGAUCAACAAUUCGAAUUCCGAACUCCCCCUGCGUGUGGGGCUCAAGGUUGCCCAGGGCUCACCUCUGAUGGGCGGGCAGGUGAGCGCUUCCAACAGCUUCUCGAGGCUGCGCUGCAGAAAUGCCAACGAGGACUGGAUGUCGGCACUGUGUCCUCGGCUCUGGGAUGUGCCCCUCCACCACCUCUCCAUCCCAGGGAGCCACGACACGAUGACCUACUGCCUGAACAAGAAGUCCCCCAUUUCGCACGAGGAGUCCCGGCUGCUGCAGCUGCUGAACAAGGCCUUCCCCUGCAUCACGCGCCCCGUCGUGCUGAAAUGGUCCGUCACCCAGGCGCUGGACGUCACGGAGCAGCUGGACGCCGGGGUGCGGUACCUGGACCUGCGGAUCGCUCACAUGCUGGAGGGCUCGGAGAAGAACCUGCACUUUGUCCAUAUGGUGUACACAACGGCGCUGGUGGAGGACACGCUCACGGAAAUCUCGGAGUGGCUGGAGCAGCACCCGCGCGAGGUGGUCAUCCUGGCCUGCAGGAACUUCGAGGGGCUGAGCGAGGACCUGCACGAGUACCUGGUCGCCUGUAUCAAGAACAUCUUCGGGGACAUGCUGUGUCCUCGUGGGGAGGUGCCGACGCUGCGGCAGCUGUGGUCCCGGGGCCAGCAGGUCAUCGUCUCCUAUGAGGACGAGAGCUCCUUGGGCCGGCACCACGAGCUGUGGCCAGGAGUCCCCUACUGGUGGGGAAACAGGGUGAAGACCGAGGCCCUCAUCCGAUACCUGGAGACCAUGAAGAGCUGCGGCCGCCCAGGAGGGUUGUUCGUGGCCGGCAUCAACCUCACGGAGAACCUGCAGUACGUUCUGGCGCACCCGUCCGAGUCCUUGGAGAAGAUGACGCUGCCCAACCUUCCGCAGCUGAGCGCGUGGGUCCGAGAGCAGCGCCCGGGGCCGGGUUCACGGUGCACCAACAUCAUCGCGGGGGACUUCAUCGGCGCAGACAGCUUCGUCAGUGACGUCAUCGCGCUCAACCAGAAGCUGCUGUGGUGCUGACGGGACCCUUGUGAAGUUCGGGACGCGGCGGCUGCAGUUUCACCCCCGACUUUCCAAGUAUUGUGACUUUGUUUGGGCCAAAUAUUAGUGAUCAUAGGACCGAUGAUAAUACGUUUUCUUUUUAAUAGAGAUGGGGUGGCCGGGCAUGGUGACUCACGCCUGUCAUCCCAGCACUUUGGGAGGUUGAGGCGGGUGGAUCACGAGGUCAGGAGUUCCUGACCAACCAGGAGGUGCCUGACCAACAUGGUGAAACCCCGUCUCUACUAAAAAUACAAAAAUUAGCUGGGUGUGGUGGCGGGCACCUGUAGUCCCAGUUACUCAGGAGGCUGAGGCAGGAGAAUCGCUUGAACCCGGGAGGCGGAGGUUGCAUUGAGCUGAGAUCACACCAUUGUACUCCAGCCUGGAUGACAGACAGAGACUCCAUCUCAAAAAAAAAAAAAAAGAUGAGGUCUAUGUUGGCCAGGUUGGUCUUGAACUCCUGGCCUCAAGUGAUCCUCCCACCUCAGCCUCCCAAAGUGCUGGGAUGACAGGCGUGAACCACCACGGCAGCCCAUAAUAUGUUUUCUUAUUUCUGUAUUAUUCUUGCUGUGGCGUCUGGAGCCCUUACAGACCCAGGGAGACACUACCCUCCCAACAGCUAAUUACUAAACACAGUAACAACCCACUUAGGAGCCGGCCUCCCCUGUCAGCCAAUCCCUCGGCUAGUUCUCACACCAAGCCUAUAUAUAUGUGUAUGUGUGUGUAUAUAUAUGUGUAUAUAUGUGUAUUUAUAUGUGUAUACAUGUGUAUGUGUACGUAUACAUGUAUCCAUAUACAUGUACGUAUAUACAUGUCCAUACAUAUACAUGUACGUAUAUACAUGUCCAUACAUAUGCAUGUACGUAUACAUGUAUUCAUACAUAUACAUGUACAUGUAUACGUGUAUACAUGUACAUAUAUAUGUGUAUAUGUACAUAUGCACAUGUAUAUACAUAUAUACACAAAUAUACAUAUAUACGUAUGUGUGUAUAUAUAUAUAUAUUUUUUGAGAUGGAGUUUUGCUCGUUACCAUGGCUGGAGUGCAAUGGUGAGAUCUCGGCUCACCGCAACCUCCGCCUCCCAGGUUCAAGCGAUUCUCCUGCCUCAGCUUCCCGAGUAGCUGGGAUUACAGGCAUGUGCCACCACAUCUGGCUAAUUUCGUAUUUUUAGUAGAGAUGGGGCUUCUCCGUGUUCGUCAGGCUGGCCUCAAACUUCCGACCUCAGGUGAUCCACCCACCUGGACCUCCCAAAGUGCUGGGAUUACAGGCGUGAGCCACUGUGCCUGGCCGCCGAUAUUUCUUUAAAUUAUUUUUAGGGACAGGGUCUUGCUCUGUCAUCCAGGCCGGAGGGCAGUGGUACCGUCAUAGCUCACUGCAGCCUCAACCUCCUGGGCUCAAGUGAUCCUCUCAGCUCAGCCUCCCGAGUAGCUGGGACUCCAGGGACACACCCCCACUCCCGGCUAAUUUUUGUAUUUUUGGUAGAGACGGGGUUUCACCACGUUGCACAGUCUGGUCUCAAAUUCCUGGGCUCCAGUGAUCCUCCCACUUUAGCAUCCAAAGUAGCCAGGAUCACAGGCAUGCACCACUAUGCCCAGGUAAUUUUAUUUUUUUGUAGAGACGUGGUCUGGCUAUGUUGUGCAGGGUGGUCUCAAACUCCUGGGCUCAACUGAUCCUCCCACCUCAACCUCUGCCAUAGCCAGGACCUCAGGUGUCAGCCACCACACCGAGCUAAUUAUUUUUUUUUGUAGAGAUGGGGUCUGGCUCUUUUUCUCAGGCUGGUGUGUAGUAGGGGCACAGUCAUAGGUCAGUGUAACCUUCAACGCCUGGGUUGAAGGAAUCCUCCCGCCUCAGUUUCCCAAGUAACUGGGACUAUAGGUGUACACCACCAUGCCCAGCUAUUAUUAUUAUUAGUAGUCGUAGAAGUAUUAUGUCUGAGAUGGAGUCUCGCUCUGUCGCCCAGGCUGGAGUGCAGUGGCGCAAUCUCGGCUCACUGCAAGCUCUGCCUCCCAGGUUCAAGCGAUUCUUCUGCCUCAGCCUCCCGAGUAGCUGGGAUGACAGGCACCCACCACCACGCCCGGCUAAUUUUUGUAUUUUUAGUAGAGAUGGGGUUUCACCAUGUUGCCCAGACUGAUGUUGAACUCCUGAUCUCAGGUGAUCCAUCCGCAUUGGCCUCCCAAGGUGCUGGAAUCACAGGUGUGAGCCACCAUGCCCGGCCUCAAGCCAGUAUUUCCCUGGCCCUAAAUCAUUCCUGGCUGAGUCCCAGCCCAGUAGAGCCUGCCCCACAGCCCAGAGUCCAGCUGAAGUGUUCAAAACUUGUCAACCCUCAGCCGUUCCUCAGUCGUGUUGCCCCGUUCUGCGGAAGCCCCUUGAAGGCUGUGGCCUGGGCUGUUUCCUCGUUCAUUCCUGCCUCCCGAGCCAAACCCAGGAAUCCCCUUGUACCUCUGCGUGGUGUGGCAGCCUCUUCUCUCCGGAAGGGUCAGGAGUAAUUUCUUCUUUCAGUGGCCUCUCUGUGCUAGUCCCAGUCACCUCUGUGAAUUAAAGUCCUAUAGGUACACGGGAGACCACCCCACGGAAGGUGCCCCUGGUCCAUGUGGGAGAUUCGCACACAGGUUUUCUGCACAGGUUUCUUUCUGCCUCUGAAGCGUGAACGGUCCUAGUUUCAGACACAGAUCUUGCAAAUACCUUUUUUUUUUUUUUGAGAUGGAUUUUCCCUCUUGUUGUUCAGGCUGGAGUGCAAUGGCACGAUCUCAGCUCACUGCAACCUCUGCCUCCCGGGUUCAAGUGAUUCUCCUGCUCCAGCCUCCCGAGGAGCUGAGAUUACAGGCACAUGCCACCAUGCCUGGUUAAUUUUGUAUUUUUAUUUAUUUUUGAGACGGAGUUUCGCUCUCGUUGCCGAAGCUGGAGUGCAGUGGUGUGAUCUCGGCUCACUGCAACAUCCACCUCCCGGGUUCCAGCAAUUCUCCUGCCUCAGCCUCCUGAGUAGCUGGGAUUACAGGCACCUGCCACCACGCCCGGCUAAUUUUUAAUAUUUUUAGCAGAGACGGGGUUUCACCAUGUUGGCCAGGCUGGUCUCGAACUCCUGACCUCAGGUGAUCCGCCCACCUCGGCCUCCCAAAGUGCUGGGAUGACAGACGUGAGCCACUGCGCCCGGCCUAUACCUCAUUUUCUACAUUCCACUUGUUGGAGCCGGUGGUUCAAGUUCCCAGCCAGCCAAUGGAUGCCAGCGCCAUUUUUACUCCCCUUUCCCAAGCAAAUCCUGCAUUUCUUUGUCGAACGAGAGACAUCAGUUUCUCAGGAUGGUCCUCAAGAGGGUUAUCAAGUCCACGUUGGAAUAGGUUCUCUUUGGGACCUAAUGACUCAUUUUCCAAAAAUCCGCUUCUACUUUUGGUACCCAGUUGCCACGGUGAAAUGAAGGUGCCCCACAUCCAGAAAGACGCACUCCUGCCACAACCGCGGCUACCUCAGCCCCACGGUUCUGCCAGAUCAGGGCCCGGGCAGGCCCCGCAGAGAUGAAGGAAGAAUUUGCAGGGAGCCUCCCUGACUUCCGUCAGCUGUGAAUUCUUGUCUGUCAGGAGCGUAUCCACAAAAUCACCGAAUUCAUACAGAUCGUUUAAAUAAAUGAACAUCAUUAAAGUCAAA